UUAUUACAACAUAUUUAUAAAUAAGGAAUAGUUAUAAAUAUGUUGAGCUCUUAAAAUGAUGAAUAUAUCGGAAUUUUCGCUUAAACAUACUCAAAAAUAUACCAAAAAAUGACGACUUUUCAACUCACUCGCUCUUGGUCUUAAAUGUACUGUGAUAAGAGACAGGGAAUGUAAAAGUAAUACCCUCUUUAGGGUCCCUUUUCUACAUAACAUUAGUUGUCGUAUGAACGAACCCUAAUGAUGUCAAGAAUAGUGAAGGACGUAUGGUUUUUUUUGCCUUCCCCAACCGAAUAGAAAUCAAGAAUUUAACCUAAGUAAUUCAAAAUAAAAUGUUUAUAUUUAAAACGCUGGCUGAUUAAAAUUCCACUUGUCACGCGUUCAACUCGUAAGCUCCAGGUGGGUCUCACCUAUAUAAUCACUCCAGACAUUGUUUGGAAAGUUUGUUUUAACCUACUUAUGAUUUAUACGAGAUAAUCGGCCUGAUAAUAAUUUAAAAGCAUUGUUCUACGAAUAAUAAUAUUCAAUUCUCGUUCAGUAGAUAGAGAGGAUGGACGUGCCGUUGUUGGAGACGCUGAAAAAGUCCAGGCUGGUGCACCUGUGCUUUGCCAUAACAUUCUUCACAUCAGGCAUCCUGGUUAAUUUGCUCCAGUGUUUGUUGUAUGUGACUCUGCACCCUUUCAACAAGUACCUGUAUAGGAAAAUUAACUGGUACUUGUGCUGUACAAUUUAUGCACAAUUGGUAUUUUUGGGUGACUGGUGGUCCAAUUCUGAGGUGAUACAUUACAUAGACAGGGAGGAAUAUGACAAAUAUUAUGGCAAGGAACAUGCCUUUUGUGUCAUGAACCAUUCAUAUGAUAUUGACUGGCUCAUAGGAUGGAUGAUUGCUGAUAAAAUUCAAUUACUUGGGAAUUGUAAAGCCUAUGCCAAAAAAGUGGUGCAAUACAUCCCCGUUUUGGGAUGGGGUUGGAAGGCUUCCGAAUUCGUGUUCCUUGAACGCAACUUCGAUAAGGACAAGGACAUUAUUAACAGACAGAUUAAGGAAUUAGCCGAACAUCCCGAUCCGAUGUGGUUGCUCCUGUUCCCCGAAGGCACCCGCUUCACCGCCGAAAAACAAAAGGCUUCCGUGGAGUUCGCGAGGAAGAAGGGCAUGAAAGAGCUGACGCACCAUCUGAUACCGAGAACCAAGGGCUUCAUCGCCAGCUUGCCGUCGAUGCACGGCAAAGUGCCCGCCAUCUACGACAUCGAGUUGGCGUUCAAGGAGGACGCACCCAAUAAACCGACCAUCACCAAUCUUUUGCUGGGCAAGAGGAUCGAGGCGCACAUCUACAUGAACCGCAUACCGAUGGAGGACGUACCAAAAACGGAGGCCGAGCAGGAUCAAUUCUUGAAGGAGAUGUUCGAGAGAAAAGAUCGUUUGAGGGAGAGUUUCGUUAAAACUGGCGAUUUCUUCGCCACUUCCGACGUGAAAAGGGUCGAACCUUUCACACGUCCAAAGAAUAAAUACGUCAUCGUCAAUUUCGUCGUUUGGUCGAUAGCUGUGCUUUCCUUUAUUGCCCGUUUGUUUAUUAGUUGGCUUUUGAGUGGGGAGAUACUUUAUUUGAGCAUUAUUGCUGGAAUUAUUGUUGCAUUUUGUUUGUUGAUGAACAAAACGAUUGGAAUGUCUGAAAUCGAGAAGGGAUCGUCCUAUGGUACAAAUACUCCAAAAAAGAAUGCUUAAAUCAUAAGUAACAAACAAUAUUUAAUUUAUUGUUGAAUCUUCGGCUGAUGUGCCAAUUUUUUUCAUCAAAGAUCAUUAUUUAAUAACUUGAGUAGUGUAUAUUUGUUUAUUGCCAUUUGUUAAGCGUAACAAUUUACAAUAUUCAUUGUUUUCAUUUACUUUUUUAUAGGCUGAUAUUAUUGCAUAUUUAUGACACAUUUUUUUAGAAGAAUGUAAUACAUUGAAAUGUAUUUAUUAUAUUAUUUGUUAUAUGUUGUACAUAAUAUAGAAAGAGUUUAAGCAAAUCCGUUGGUUUACUUAAAUUUUAUUAAUAUUAAAUGUUUAAAGAUA
Aethina tumida (small hive beetle) is the source of this 2047-nucleotide messenger RNA. Its product is annotated as 1-acyl-sn-glycerol-3-phosphate acyltransferase gamma-like. The record is from RefSeq and is a predicted model, not a curated record. The coding region runs from base 548 to 1717 and encodes 389 amino acids. Gene Ontology annotation, cellular component: endomembrane system. Gene Ontology annotation, molecular function: 1-acylglycerol-3-phosphate O-acyltransferase activity. NCBI's taxonomy places the organism in Eukaryota, Metazoa, Arthropoda, Insecta, Coleoptera, Nitidulidae. The transcript is spliced from 6 exons.